UCGCCAGUCAUGAGCGCACUGGGCACGCGCGGCUUUCCGUCGCUGCCGUUGGUUCCCUACCAGCAUCUGUUCCUCCGUUGGUAUUAAAAAUAGACCGGUGCUGAUAACAGACUUAUGUUUCGGCUUCAUCACUCGCCGUCGGGAAUCGUGCGCGCGCUAUAUUUCCUCCGAACCGUGACCGGUGGGAGCGCAAAUGCGCAUCGGUGUGCGCAUCUCUGAAUCUUUGGAACCUCGCCGUGGACAAUCUCCCUGACAUCCAAAGACAUCUUCCCCGCAAUCCCAGCGAGGCUUCUUCUCCGCCUAUGGCCGCAGAUCAGCUCGCCUGGCCUCGUCCCGGACCUUUCACCCACGGCUGCCCUCCAAAAGGUCUUUGAAUCGGGGAGACAUCUCCACGGGCUUUUUUACAUUUAUUUUUUAUUUUUCUUGAAUCACAUCGGCUGACUGUUUUUAAAGAACCCGGCGCUAUGCUGGGCCCAUCUUUCUAGAUCUCGUGAUCAAUAGCCUACACCGUCUCUCCUCCCACAUUCGUCCGAAGAGACCCUUACCGAGCCCUAACGAUGCAUCCUAACGCAUUGAUGCUGGCGGUGGUCCUUCUGGGCAACUUGAUGCUGCCCUUCACCUCGGCUCAAAACGCUGGGUUUGUGAAGUCGCCACUCUCUGAGACUAAGCUUACUGGUGACACCUUUGAGCUGUACUGCGAGGUGGUCGGUAACCCCACUCCAGAGAUCCAAUGGUGGUACGCAGAAGUCAACCGAGCCGACUCCUUCAAGCAGCUUUGGGACGGUGCCCGCAAGCGCCGGGUGUCCAUCAACACAGCCUACGGCACUAAUGGAGUCAGCGUGCUUGGCAUCACGCGCCUCACCCUGGAGGACUCGGGGACCUACGAGUGCCGGGCAAGCAACGACCCCAGGCGCAAUGACCUCCGACAAAACCCUGCCAUCACCUGGAUCCGCGCCCAGGCCACCAUAUCAGUGCUACAGAAACCAAAGAUCAAUGCCUCCGAUCAGAUCGUCCUGCCACUGGAAACACCCGCCAAACCGGUUACCUUGCAUUGCAAUCUGACCACUGCCCACACGCCCCACAAGGACACCUUCUGGAUGAAGAAUGGGAACGAGAUCUCAAACACGCGGGCCGACCAGAGGACCACAUCAUUCAGAAUCUCUAAACCUCGAGCAGACGAUUCAGGGGAAUACAUGUGCGUUUACACGUUUGAGAAAGCCCCAAAUGCAAAUGCAACAAUUGAAGUGAAAGCGAAACCCCACAUCACCCACCACAAGCGAAGUGAAAAUAAAAACGAGGGGGAAAACGCCACGAUGCACUGCAAGUCGGUCGGUUACCCACAUCCAACUUGGACAUGGCGAAAACUGGACGGAGAAUCUUACAAGGACAUUGACAACUCCACAGGACGCUUCUUCAUCACGAGCAGAGACAACUACACAGAGCUCAGCAUACUGAAUCUAGACAUAACCACGGAUCCUGGGAAAUAUGAAUGCAACGCGACUAAUGUGAUCGGGAACACUGCAGAGACCACGAUACUACGAGUGCGCAGCCAUCUUGCACCGCUUUGGCCUUUUCUGGGAGUGCUUGCGGAAAUCAUCAUCCUUGUAGUCAUCAUCGUUGUGUAUGAGAAACGCAAGAGGCCAGAUGACAUUAUUGAAGACGAUGAACCAGUUGGACCAGCGAAAACAAACUCAACGAACAACCACAAGGACAAAAACAUACGCCAGAGGAAUACGAAAUAAGCAAUUUACUCAUAUGAGUAGGCUAAACUGCAUUUUUUUGACUACAUGAAAGUAUCAGAGGUUGACAAAACUCCGGGCAGUGUGGAAAACCCAUAUCCUGUCUCAGUUUAUGAGAAACAAUAUCAGCAUACCACUGGCAACAAUAAGAACUUACUGUAAUGGCUGUCUUAAGCAUGCCUUAUCCAGUCUUAGAUGGCAAUUUCAGGAUGAUGAAUAAUGACUAAUGCGCCACAAAGGUGUACACAUUUCCAAUGUGCUGUUGAUGUCUCCUUUAUUAAUUUUAACAUGCCCUCAACCGAGGUGAUCCCUUUUGUAUUACAUAUCAUGUACAAUGCAUGCAAGAUAAUAACGCAAUAGGAUACUCAGAAUAGACAUUUUCUGUUGUUAUCCCUCGUGUGGCUUUUUUUGCAUCCAAACUACCUGUUUUUUAUGGAGUCAUCCUUAUAUAUAUAUAUAUAUAUAUAUAUAUAUAUAUAUAUAUAUAUAUAUAUAUAUAUAUAUAUAUAUAUAUAUAUAUAUAUUGUUUUUAUUGACAAUUUGUACAGCAUAUCAUUGUCAUUAAAAUAUUUGAUUUGUGACAAGAAGUCUACUUUUAACAGAACUUUUAUUGUGAAGCAAGGGCUUCAAUGACAGGCAGUAUUUAAAUUUUAUUGAGAGUGCUUACAGAAAAUGACUACUGUGUGUUUAACUAUCUUAACAAAAAGAAUAUAUGUAUUAUUUCUAUUUUCUUUCCAGAGUAACUUAGGUGUCUUGUAUAUGUUGAAGUAUGAGUGUUCAAAUGAUAGGAAAUCUGUAAAAAAAAA
This is a messenger RNA of Fundulus heteroclitus (mummichog), 2545 nucleotides long. RefSeq names its product neuroplastin b (gene nptnb). Gene Ontology annotation, biological process: homophilic cell-cell adhesion; axon guidance; dendrite self-avoidance. Gene Ontology annotation, molecular function: cell-cell adhesion mediator activity. NCBI's taxonomy places the organism in Eukaryota, Metazoa, Chordata, Actinopteri, Cyprinodontiformes, Fundulidae. Gene Ontology annotation, cellular component: axon; plasma membrane. The transcript is spliced from 9 exons. The record is from RefSeq and is a predicted model, not a curated record. The coding region runs from base 558 to 1742 and encodes 394 amino acids.